This is a messenger RNA of Psammomys obesus (fat sand rat), 2136 nucleotides long. RefSeq names its product origin recognition complex subunit 5 (gene Orc5). Gene Ontology annotation, molecular function: DNA replication origin binding. The coding region runs from base 97 to 1404 and encodes 435 amino acids. The transcript is spliced from 14 exons. Lineage: Eukaryota; Metazoa; Chordata; Mammalia; Rodentia; Muridae. Gene Ontology annotation, cellular component: nucleus; nuclear origin of replication recognition complex. The record is from RefSeq and is a predicted model, not a curated record. Gene Ontology annotation, biological process: DNA replication; DNA replication initiation.
GGAAGCUUGGCGGCGGGGGAAGUGAACUAUUCAGAGUAAGAGGCGCGGAGCUGACAGCCGUCACCUGUCCUGCGUUUCCGGGUGGUUCCCGCCAAAAUGGCUCACCUGGAGGGCAUGGUGCUCUGUCGAGAGGCUCAAGUGUCCACGUUGCAGUCCCUGUUUGGAGAGAGACACCAUUUCAGCUUUCCAUCCAUCUUUAUUUAUGGACAUACUGCCAGUGGGAAGACCUAUGUCACACAGACCUUGUUGAAGACUUUAGAGCUUCCGCAUGCCUUUGUGAAUUGUGUUGAGUGCUUUACUUUGAGACUACUUUUGGAACAAAUUUUAAACAAGCUGAAUCGUCUUAAUUCUUCAGAGUCAGGAUGUCCUACAGAAAUGACCUGUGAAACAUUUAAUGACUUUGUUCGGUUGUUUAAGCAAGUGACCAGUGCUGAACAUCUCAAGGAUCAGACUGUAUAUAUUGUUCUAGAUAAAGCUGAAUAUCUAAGAGAUAUGGAAGCCAAUCUUUUGCCUGGGUUCCUCAGAUUGCAAGAAUUGACUGACAGAAAUGUGACUGUUAUCUUUCUCAGUGAGAUUAUUUGGGAAAAAUUUCGUCCAAAUACCGGAUGCUUUGAGCCAUUUGUCUUAUAUUUCCCAGAUUAUAGCAUAGGGAACCUUCAAAAGAUCCUGUCCCAUGACCACCCUCCCGAGUAUUCAGCUGACUUUUAUGCCGCCUACAUCAAUAUUCUCCUCGGAGUCUUCUACACGGUCUGCCGAGAUCUGAAUGAGCUCAGGCAUCUGGCAGUGCUUAAUUUCCCCAAAUACUGCGAACCUGUAGUUAAAGGAGAAGCAGGUGAACGUGAUACUCGCAAACUAUGGAGAAAUAUUGAACCUCACUUGAAGAAGGCAAUGCAGACUGUUUAUCUCAGGGAGAUUUCAAGUUCCCAGUGGGAAAAGUUACAGAACGAUGAUACAGACCCCGGACAGCUAAAAGGUCUCUCGGCGUACACCCAUGUGGAGCUUCCAUACUACUCCAAGUUUAUUCUUAUUGCUGCUUACCUUGCCUCGUACAACCCAGCAAGAACUGACAGGAGGUUCUUCCUUAAGCAUCAUGGGAAAAUCAAGAAAACCAACUUUCUAAAGAAGCAUGAGAAGACAAGCAAUCAUCUUCUUGGACCAAAGCCAUUUCCUCUGGACAGAUUAUUAGCAAUAUUGUACAGUAUAGUGGACAGCAGAGUGGCUCCAACAGCAAAUAUCUUUUCCCAGAUUACCUCUCUAGUGACUCUACAGUUGUUAACCCUAGUUGGUCAUGAUGAUCAGCUUGAUGCACCAAAAUACAAAUGCACAGUUUCUCUAGAUUUCAUCAGAGCUAUUGCACGGACGGUGAACUUUGACAUAAUAAAAUACUUGUAUGAUUUCUUAUGAAAACAAGGUUCAAAGCCAUAUGGACACUGUGACAAUGACUAAGCCAAGCUGUGUUCAUCCAACUACUCAGCUGGCCAGGGAAAGGAGUUCUUUGGCUCUAUUGGAUUUGUCCAAACAGGUGCUGGCCCAGCAUGGAAUCUGAUGAAAAUCCUCUGAUUGGCCUGGGUAGAUGCGAGCAGAAGACUAUUUACCAGGGGCCCGGGAGUAUUUGGAAGCAACGUGUUAAUUAUAAACAGCAGGGUUUGUGCACAAUCUGUUCUACUCUUAAUGAUGUUAUCUUAACACUGAAAUUGCCUGAAACCCAUUUACUUAGGACUGUGUUUUGCUCUGUGAACUAUCCCCUGCGCUUUGAACGUGCCAGCAGCCCUUGUUUAUAUGCCCAGCCUUUUCACUUCCUCUCCACAGGAGCCUCUGCCAUCCCUAGCCAAAGCAGAUUUCCUAAGGCCACUAUUCCAGAAGCUCAUAGUUGGGAAAGUCUGUGCUGUAUUUGAAAUCUAAGCUGUAUAUGCAUAUCUGUUUACCCUGAUUUCCUCAAGCACGAGGCAGCGUGCUCAGUGUACACAGCUUUAUGUCUGGCUCCCUUGCUAACUUGACAGCACUUCGUACAGAAGGUUUAUCUGCUCGCUCACAGUUAACCACGCAUGGCUUUUCACCACAAUAUUGUCUUCCUUUCUUUUCUGUAAGUGGCCGGACUUUUGAGAGCUUUACAAUAAAAUCCUUACAUUAGUCAUA